This is a messenger RNA of Arabidopsis thaliana (thale cress), 1427 nucleotides long. It is a transcript of the gene SDN1, whose product is annotated as small RNA degrading nuclease 1. NCBI's taxonomy places the organism in Eukaryota, Viridiplantae, Streptophyta, Magnoliopsida, Brassicales, Brassicaceae. Gene Ontology annotation, molecular function: nucleic acid binding; exonuclease activity. The transcript has 12 exons. The coding region runs from base 106 to 1335 and encodes 409 amino acids. Gene Ontology annotation, cellular component: nucleus. The record is from RefSeq and is marked reviewed.
AACCCUAAACUCUGUUUCUUCUUCCCCAAACAGUUUAUGCCAAAUUCACUCCCAGCUAAUAAAAUAAAAUAGAAAAACUCGUUGAGCCGCCAUUGUUUCCGUACUAUGGAGCUUAAACUAGCCACCGCCGAGAAACAAGUGCUUGACGAGUUGGUGAAGCUAUUGCAGAGUCGAGAUUUGCGUGGCGAAAAUGGAAACUGGAAGGAAUUUUUACAUGUUUACGACAAAAAUGCUGAUUCACCAAGUGAUCCUUCGAGGCGUUCUCAUGAAGAUUUGGUUCAGUUUCUGACAACUUUUAAGAAGAAAGAAGAUUUGCAACUUCUGAAAUGUCACGCCAAUCAUCUUCUGAUUGAAAAUUUGAAGCAAGAAUCCCAAGAUGAAGACACUCCUGAGCAGAUGCUAGUUAGAUUGACAGUUGAGCAUCCGAGUUACUCGUUAGACUAUUCUUUCAAGCCAUACUCAGAGGACUGGUUUGUAUCCGAUGUUGGAAUGAAGAUGAAAAAGGUGAUGGAAUCAACUAACAUGGUAGCUGUUGAUUGUGAGAUGGUUCUUUGUGAAGAUGGGACUGAGGGUUUAGUUAGAGUUGGUGUUGUAGACCGUGAUUUAAAGGUGAUUCUUGACGAGUUUGUGAAACCGAACAAACCUGUUGUUGACUAUAGGACAGACAUUACAGGGAUUACUGCUGAAGAUAUCGAAAAUGCUAGUCUCUCUGUGGUAGAUAUACAGGAAACUUUGCAGCCCUUUCUUUCUACGGGUACGAUUUUGGUUGGUCACAGUUUAAACAGAGAUUUGGAAGUGUUAAAGAUAGAUCAUCCUAAAGUAAUCGAUACCGCACUUGUAUUCAAGUAUCCGAAUACACGAAAGCUCAGAAGACCUUCACUUAACAACCUUUGCAAGUCUAUUUUGGGUUACGAAGUCCGAAAGACCGGUGUUCCUCAUGAUUGUGUACAUGACGCAUCAGCUGCGAUGAAACUUGCACUUGCUGUUGUAGAGAAAAGAGUUGACACAACAAUCAAACCAUCUAAAGAGAUGUUGGAGGUUGAGAAAGCAAAACUCUUUCUACAUAAAAUCCCUAACAAUGUGCCAUCUGAAGAGCUUGAGCAAGUUCUUUCUGGAAAGUUUACACUUGAUGUGAAGCAAGCAAAAACACAGGGACGUUACUAUUGUGCAUUUGCUCUUUUCCAUAGUUCAGAAGACGCAGAUCAAGCAUUUGAACACAUUGAUGGAAUCGAAAUGACGGAUUCAUUGGGUUUGCCACAAAAAGUGGUCAUCAUUAAGCUGAGUUCAGGAUCAAGAGCUAGUAUAUAUGUCCGUAAAAUGGUUCAAGAUGAAUGAUGCAACCUAGGAUUAGAUUAACUAUUCAAUGAAUUGUUUUUUCAGAUAUUUGAACAAUCAAUGGCAAAAUUCAAUGACUAGUUUUUUUUUUU